Messenger RNA from Zalophus californianus (California sea lion), 1495 nucleotides. RefSeq names its product RNA polymerase II subunit A C-terminal domain phosphatase SSU72-like. Lineage: Eukaryota; Metazoa; Chordata; Mammalia; Carnivora; Otariidae. Gene Ontology annotation, molecular function: RNA polymerase II CTD heptapeptide repeat phosphatase activity. The coding region runs from base 1 to 582 and encodes 193 amino acids. The transcript has a single exon. Gene Ontology annotation, cellular component: nucleus; mRNA cleavage and polyadenylation specificity factor complex. The record is from RefSeq and is a predicted model, not a curated record. Gene Ontology annotation, biological process: termination of RNA polymerase II transcription.
AUGCCCUCCUCCCCACUCAGGGUAGCUGUGGUGUGCAGGAACAAUGUGAACAGGAGCAUGGAAGCCCACAGCAUCCUCCUCAAAAGAGGGUUCCACGUCCAGUCUUUCGGAGUCGGAUCUCGGGUGAAGCUCCCAGGACCCUCAAGCAAUCGCCCGGUGAUCUACGAUUUCUCCACGACGUAUAAGCAGAUGUACGAGGACCUUUGCAGGAAAGACCGGGAAGGCUACAGCAGGAACGGAAUCCUGCACCUCUUGGGGAGAAACGAGAGGAUCAAGCCGCGCCCCGAAAGGUUUCAGGAGUGCAGCGACCCCUUCGACGUCAUCUUCACUUGCGAGGAGAGUGUGUAUGACCGAGUGAUGCAAGAGCUGUGGGCCAGGGAGCAGGCGACCUUCCAGCCCGUGCACGUGGUCAGCGUGGGCAUCGCAGACACCUUGGAGGACGCCACCCUCGGGGCUUUCCUCAUCUGCGAGCUGUGCCAGAGCCUCCAGCAGGCAGACGACGUGGACAGUCUGGAUCAGCUGCUGCUGGCGGCGGAGGAGAAAACAGGGAAGAGCUUUCUUCACACGGCCUGCUUCUACUGAAGGUCUUGGCUGGAGUUGGCGCCUUCGUUGGGUUAACAGCUUUCGUGUGGCAUUUUGGACUAGUCCCUAUUUUCUGAGAAGGGCUUUUAACGCCCUUUCCGCGAACUUCUGUUUGUGCGAUUUUUAGGUAUAUGCCACCAGGGAAGGGUUGAGCAAGAAAAAGCGUUUCUUGGGAAACGAGGACAAGGGCUAGUAGUCAUGGAAACAGUCCAAACCUGGGGACAUUGUUCUGGGUACUUUGGGCACAAGAAGUAACUCAGCGCUCACGUGGGUCUGCGAGGACGUGACUGCCACGGCCUGCGCUUUGCAGGGGAGCGACAGGAAGUUUAUAAUGGAGUGCGGGACAAGUGAUUUAUUGAAGGAUAUUCAGCGAAUAAACAACACUGAAAGGCAGCUGCUGCGGAAGGCUCUGGCCGACUGAUCUCUGAACGUAAGGGAGAUCCUGCACUGCUUGAACGUAAGCAGCGCGUGCGGCCAGGGACCCAGGCUGGACGAGGCCUUAUCUGACCUGCGCACGCGCGGACUGACUGCUUUGGUUCCUUAACCCCUUACUCCUUGUCGUUUGUUUGCUGCGUGACUUUCUAUUGUGCUUUGCUUUGCGUGAUGUGUUCACACACAGCCAGGUGCAGUGUGUAGUGAAAUGUCAUUGAGUUUGGAAUCCUGAACCUACUUUACCCUUGCUUUAUGAUUAAAUAAAGCUGACGUGCAGAGACACAACUCGUGCUUGCCUUUCUAGCAUGCUCGCGAUGGUACCCACUCUGCACCAACAGGAAAAGAGACAUCCUUAACACCAGCGGUGAGAAAUUUAGAGCUGGAAGUCUGUACAGACAACCCUUGUUGCUCGGCUCUAAUCAACUACCCCAGCCUGAGUUCUGUUUAGAAUUCCUUACUAAUUGAAGCUCCUGAAAUUCGG